CGCGCGCGUCGCAUUUCACUUUGAAAUAAACUUCAGUUUUCCUUUCCAAAAUUUAAUUGGUGGAAGCGUUUGAACAUGCGAAAUUUGUUAAUUAUCGUGUGUAUUCAUUUAAUAUUACUACUUGUACAUUUUACCGAUGCAUUCGCCGGAACAGUUCGACCAUUUUUCACCACUCUUCCAGUACCUGGAAGAAAUGUUCCUAUUAUGAGAUUAUUCGAGAACUAUGCUGCAUCGUGCCGACCAAAAAGUAAAAAGGACUUCAAUGUUGAUCAGCUGGCAAAUCUUCUCCAAUCUCUCCAAAUGGAUGAAGUAGCCACAAAAGCCUACAACUCCCUAUUCUUCUCAAUGGCUGAUAUGCAAAUCGAAAAGUUCAUGGGUAAAUGGUACACAGUUGUUGAUUCGAAAGAAGUUCAUAAAGAGGAUUGUUCAAUUUUCUAUUGUAAGUUUAUUUUCAUUCUGAAAAUGAGAUGCAAAUUUUCAGUCGAUAUGGUACUUCAAACUCCAUACACCGCAACAUUCACCUCAAAGCAGUACGGAGUGAUUAAUAAUGAUGUCGUCACCAAUGAGGGGUACGGUAGUAUGGUUGGUCCAGAGCCCGGAGCCGUUCUUAUUACAACUGGUAGUGAAAGGGAUCAGUGUCCAUUUUUCCCUGUACGAAUCGGUGGCUUGAGUGACGAAGGAGAAUAUCAAUACAUGAUCUUAAGUACACCACUGAAGUAUCCAACGAUGGUCUUGACAAGGUAAGUUUGCCUUAAAAUUUGUUUUCUAAUUAUUCCAAUCUAAUAUUCAUGUGAUGUUGAAAAAUGCAAACAUGUAUUUUAAUACAUUUUCCCCCUAUUGAUGCGUACCGAAAAAUGUAGAAAAAUGGAAUCAUUUUUUUGCAUUUUUCGACAUUUUCGACAUUUUUGACAUUUUCCGACAUUUUUCGACGUUAUUCGACAUUUUCACGCAUUUUUCAGAGUUUGCCGAACUAGGCCAUUUUGGCUCGGCCAUAUCUGGGGUAGAUUUACGGCGCGUUGCGUGUCGCGUCGCGGCUUGAUUUUAGUUGUAAAACUAAAUGUAUUUGUCCGUGUGGAGUACACGACUUUCCCAGGCAAUUGUCAAUGGAGCGCGAAAAAUUCAAUGAGGAAGGACAGAACCCCGUGUCCACAGGAAGAAUUUUCUCUGCGUCUCUUGUCUUUAGCAUUUAAAGUGGGGCGACGCCGAUGUAGAAAAAUGCUGAAAAAUUUCGAAAAAUGUCGAAAAAUGCACAAAAUGAUGGCAUUUUUCUACAUUUUUCUGCAUUUUUCGGCACGCAAAAAACAUCACAUGAAUAACCCCAUAAAAACUCCAAUUUUUCCAGAGACCUAACCCUAUUCGAAACGAAAUGGAAGCGAGAAGUGUAUGAUUUUGUUGAGAAGAAUGGUUUCAUGAGUCCAAUGGCAGCAUUGAACACUCGUCUCCAUUUCACAGAUGUCGAUGUUUGCAGAAAAGUGAAUAAGUUAUAUGAGAAUGGAAAUGUUUGAGUUGAAGAUUAUCUUUUUUCUGAUGAUACGGCAGAGUUUUUGACGGGUUGUGCAGUGUUUAUUUUUAACCUUCAUGUGUAUUUAAAAAUAAAGAUUAAUUUAAUUGAA
Messenger RNA from Caenorhabditis elegans, 1613 nucleotides. RefSeq names its product Lipocln_cytosolic_FA-bd_dom domain-containing protein (gene lpr-1). Bases 76 to 744 code for a protein of 222 amino acids. The record is from RefSeq and is marked reviewed. Lineage: Eukaryota; Metazoa; Nematoda; Chromadorea; Rhabditida; Rhabditidae. The transcript has 4 exons.